AUGGCCGAAACCCCGCUCUCUUCAGAGAAACAACAACUACCCCGUACCAGCGUACUGGACGAAAAGCCCCAAGUGUGCGCUCCUGUGUCGGAUCGAAACCAUGAAGCCCACGCUCAUACGCGAUCAUCCGACGAGGAAUCCGCGACCAGCGCCAACUAUGACCUGAAUCAGGGAGAGACAUUGGCCCACCCCCCCGAUGGCGGAUUGCAUGCUUGGCUGCAGGUUGGCUUGGGCCACCUGAUCAUCUUCAACACAUGGGGCUACAUCAACAGCUUUGGAGUCUUCCAGCAGUACUAUAGCACCACACUGGGCCAUCCGCCGUCGGACAUCUCCUGGGUCGGGAGUAUCCAGAUCUUCCUGCUGUUCUUCAUUGGCACAUUCUCCGGUCGGGCCACCGAUGCUGGGUACUUCAAGCUCACCCUCCUGGUGGGCGCGACGCUGGAAGUCCUCUGCAUUUUCAUGACAUCGCUCUGCACUGAGUACUGGCAACUUUUCUUAGCGCAGGGGCUGGGCCAGGGGAUCGGUUGUGGCCUGAUGUUCUGUCCAACCCUGGCACUCAUCUCGACAUACUUCGUCAAGCGCCGCGGGAUCGCUCUGGGGAUCACAGCCUCCGGCUCGGCGACAGGAGGACUGGUCUUCCCCGCUGUUGUGAUGCGCCUGCUACCGACCAUUGGGUAUGGAUGGACGAUGCGCACGCUGGGGUUCAUCACGCUGGUCACGCUGCUCCCAUGUCUGCUCUUCUUCAAGCAGCGUCUGCCCCCGCGUGCAAGCGGGCCGCUGGUUGAGCUUGCAGCGUUCAAGGAGACGACGUACCUGCUGUUUGCGGUUGGCAUGUUCUUGAACUUCUGGGGGUUGUAUAUUGCAUUCUUUUACAUCGGCAGUUUCAGCACCGAUAUCAUCGGGGCAGAUCAGACGACAUCGACCGACCUUCUUCUGGUCAUGAACGGCGUUGGCCUCGUGGGGCGACUGGUCCCUAAUUUUCUGGCUGAUCAGGUUACAGGGCCGCUGAACCUCUUGAUCCCAUUCAGCUGUGCUACAGGGCUUGUUGCGUUUUGCUGGUCUGCCGUGAAGACUCUCAAUGGCCUUUGGGGCUUUGCAGCCUGUUACGGGCUCGUGGCUGCGGGCAUUCAGUCGCUUUUCCCGGCAACAUUGAGUUCGCUGACGACGGAUUUGAAGAAAGCUGGAGUGCGCAUGGGGAUGGUAAUGAGUGUGGUUGCAGUGGCGGCUUUGAUUGGAUCUCCUAUUGCAGGCGCGCUGGUAACGCAGGACGGGGGUCAAUAUCUCUAUGCGCAGAUGUUUAUGGGAGGUGCUAUCAUUGCCGGCACUCUGACCUUGAUCACAGCCCGUGUGGCUAAGGUUGGCGUGAAAAUUGCUCGAGUUUGA
Molecule: messenger RNA, 1383 nt
Organism: Penicillium chermesinum
Lineage: Eukaryota; Fungi; Ascomycota; Eurotiomycetes; Eurotiales; Aspergillaceae
Product: putative MFS monocarboxylate transporter
Exons: 2
Coding region: 1-1383 (460 amino acids)
Biological process (GO): transmembrane transport
Cellular component (GO): fungal-type vacuole membrane
Molecular function (GO): transmembrane transporter activity
Source: RefSeq, a predicted model, not a curated record